CAAAAUAAAGCUGAAUCGUUUAUCUAUCAGGUUUUUACAUUUUUUCUACACAAAUUUAUAUUUUUAAUAAUUCUUGUGCAUUUCCCGGGGAGCACAAAGAUAUACCGGCUUAUUUUACAUAGUUACUUAUGUAAAUCAAGUGCAAUUUUGCAUGUAUUGACCAGCAGUUUGUGAGUUGCAGAGUGCAGUGAAAGUUUUCCCAAAUUGUUUAAAAUGGGUGUGCGAUUUUCGACUCAAAAUAUUCUGGACAACGUAACAAAUUUUGUUAGCGGCCGAAAAAGAAAACAUGAAGAGACUGAAGAAAAUAAAGUGAUUGAGGUUGCUUUGCAUACACCCAAAAGAAAAAAACUCCUUUGCACAGCAAACUACAUCUAUCAAACCCUAUUUAUCGACGGCAAAAAUUCAGACAUCACUGUUUGCGCUUUGGGCAAAGAACACCGCCUGCACCGAAUCUAUUUAUGCCAGAGUCCGUAUUUUGCCAGCAUGUUUGGUGGCUCCUGGCUAGAAUCCACUGAAGAAUAUAUCAAAAUAGAUAUCAUAGAUCCUUCGAUAACCUUAAAGUCAUUACAAGUAGUUUUUGGUUCAUUGUACAGUACAGAAAUUGAAUUCAAUCCUUUGGAAAUUGUAUCGGUCCUAGCAACAGCCACCAUGUUUCAAUUGGAUGGUUUAAUUGAAAAAUGUACAGAAAUUAUGAUGGAAACUAUAAAUAUUAAAACAGCGCUAGGCUAUUACCAGGCAUCGUGCCGAUAUGGCGAUAAAAAACUUCAAGAAGUCUGCAUAGACUGGUUCUUAGUGAAUCUCAUGUCCCACUAUUUCAACAAUUCUGAUAAGGACUUGGGAAAAAUUCCAAAAUCUCUGAUGCUGAAAUUGGUGGCGCACCCAAACUUAUUCACAAUUCAGACUGAAUAUACUGUUUACGUUAUGCUUAAGUAUUGGAUUUAUAUUAGGAAUCAUCCAAAUGAAUCGUUUCCUCAUCUGAAAACUGUUAAUAAUUAUUUUUGGAAUAGAACAGAUGACACGCCAUACGUUUAUUGUGCAGAUGAGGGUAAUACAUUUUAUCUUAUAUUUAAAGAAUUAAGAUUGCAGAAUCUCAUAUUGCACGAUUCGGAUAUCGCCUUACUCAUAAAAGAUAAUAUUAUACCUAAACCCUGGGUAACUUCUGUAGCUUUGAAACAAUGGAAACACGUUUUGAGAAUCAAUCAAAACGAUGAAACAGGUCCCGUAGAUGUACCAAUAAAAUUAUUUCUACAAGAAAGCAUCCGAUGUGGGCGAGAGAUUACUUCAAAGACUAGGAACACAUGGCGUUGGGCCGGUUUUCAUUUCGGUAUCGAUUUGCUAAUGAUUACGGACGAUAAUAAGGUGUAUGUUAAACGAAGUCAUAGAUCGGAUUAUGAGCAGCUAUUAAGUUUUCAGACAACACGACAUUUAGCUAUAAGAGUUACAGUAGCUUGUCUCAAUGAACAAAAACAAAUUGCCUGCAUGAAGCAAUCAGAUAUACAAACUCUCAGUUUGACCAAAGGCGAAGAAGUGAAACUGAUGACAUUAGACGAAGAUAAUAUGCAUUAUCCCUUGUUUAUAUCAGUAAAUUUGCUUUUCACGACUCCAGUACAAAAUCAAUCUGAACAGAAUAAUAGUAACAGGGCGGAAUCUUGGCAAUAAUCUUCUGUUCCAGGAGCGAAACUGGUGUUUCUUUUUUUUAGAUUUAUGUUAUUUUGCAGCUUAUUUUUUUGAAUGACUCAUAUUUUUUUUUUCUACAAGGAUAAAAUUAUUAGUGACACUGGCAGCAUUUUGUGAUUUUUCUAUAUUAUAGAUAUAUUUUAAGUUUUGUUAUUUCUUAUGUUUAAGUUACUUUAUUUUUCUCCACCAUUAUAUUAUGUUUUGAGUUACAGAUAUAUCCAUGGUGAUAAAGCACAAAUUUGUAAUUGUGUACCUGACCUGGUAAUUUCCUUGGAUAAGGAAUUUAUUGAAAUUUGAAUUCUGGUCCCUUGGACGAAAAGAAAAACCCCAUUUAUUUCUAGUCAAAUUUUCUUACUUUACCAUAUUAUUAUAUGUAUAGUACUAACCCAAACUCUUUAUUUUAAGUCCCAACAAAAUCACAAAAACCACAACUGAAGAAAUCACACUUCCAAAUAUUUAUAUUUUGGGUGGGUGUAAAUACAUGCACUUAAGAAGUGUGUGUCAAGUUUUAAUGAUGUAGUUUAUAUUGACAAAACAAGAAAUUUAAAUACAUCAUUUUGUCACAGUUCAGUAUUUGUUAAGAAAACUUUUGUAUUUUGGGUACUCUAGUAAUACCUAAUUAAAUAUGGUAUUAAGCAUUUAAUUUUGUUAUUACUUUGAAUAGGUAUAUUAUUAUUAUUAUGAAUUUUUUUAAACUAAGUUAUAAAGCAGCACUUAUUUUGUUUAUGCAAACUUACUUAAAGCUUUCAGUGACAAAGAAUAUUUUUGUUAAUUUGAUUAUGAUUUGUUAUAUAUUUUAUUCUCAAUAGUCAAAAUCGCCCACAGCUUGAAAUUUGUUGAUAAAUGUAAAUGAGCAUUACAACAAAUUAAAGGUUGGACGGAUUAUGGUGUUAUUGUAAAUAAAAUAUUAUACAUAAGUUUAUAUUUUGGUUUAAUUAGAAUAUGUAUUUUUAUUUUUAUAUUUUUUGUAAAGUACAUACAUAAGUGCUCUUACUAGUUCUUUAACGCCUACCGCAAAAAUUAACAUAUUUUGUAUUACAUUAUAAUAAUAAAAGAAAUCUA
Messenger RNA from Ceutorhynchus assimilis (cabbage seed weevil), 2739 nucleotides. The record is from the annotation of a GenBank genome assembly. NCBI's taxonomy places the organism in Eukaryota, Metazoa, Arthropoda, Insecta, Coleoptera, Curculionidae.